CCAAAGAAGUGCAACAGUUUAUAAGCAAUUUCAAUGUAAUGCCCAUUGAUAUCAAUUACAGUAUAUUUGUUAAGGCAAUCAAUGGUGAAACAGAAGAUUAUAAAGAAACGUUUACGGAACCGGAGAUUUCAAUCAUGCGUAUAUGGCUUGUGGCGAAUGACUCGCAUAUUAACGGAAUCAUAGAACCGGGCGGAGAGAACUUGCGCUAUAUUUUCCAUAUGGACACCAAUACUGACACUAACUUUGACUUCAAUACUAAACCCUAUUCUGAUAUAUUGGCCAACGAUUUGGUCGCUAAUGUUAUUAAAGGAGAAAAAGUGGGAACUUAUAGACAUUUAAAACUUCCCAACGGUCACAUUCCAAUGGGACCUGAAAAGUUAUACCCCGAUUGUUUAUUGGGGUUUGAAUAUGUGGGCCGUAGAGCUGACACCGGGGAGCGAGUGAUGGGUUUAGAGUUCGGGCGCAUGUUUUGCAACUCAGUUAACGUAAUCGAUAAAUACAUGUCUUCUAUUCCGGAGCACUGGUCAAUGGCAGAGGCGGUGACUGUGUUGAGCACAUAUAGUACAGUACACUACGGGCUUAUCAAAAGGGCUACUCUUAGAAAAGGCGAAAGUGUUUUAAUUCAUUCGGGAGCCGGAGGUGUGGGUCAGGCGGCUAUCAAUGUAUGCAAACACUAUGAAUGCGAUAUCUAUGCGACGGUAGAGACAGACAAAAAGAAACAGUUUUUAAUUAAUACACAUAAUAUUCCGGAGAAUCGGAUAUUCAUCUCAACUGAUUUACACUUUAAUGACGAGAUAAUGGAUGCGACGGACGGACAGGGAGUGGAUGUUGUUUUCAAUUCACUGAUGGGUGAGAAACUGAGCACAAGUUUUGAGUGUCUGGCGAUUAGCGGCCGAUUCGUACAAAUAGGCAGAUAUGAUACGAUUGACGGAAAACAGUUGCCAAUCAAUGACUCCAUUCGUGACAUACAAUUCACCACAAUUUUUAUGGAUUACGUUAUAAUGAAUGACAGCCACUAUUUGGACGAUUUUGACGGAAACCAAAAGUUCAGGAACCGGUCUAAUGAAUGUAAUGGCAGUCCUUUCACUUUCCUCGUCCCUCAUCUUCACAACAAUUUUCCCGAUGUGUUCACCGCUUGUCAUAUAACGAAACGCUUUGUCCGCAUCCUUGGCCUCAAACACCUUCUUAUGCAUCCAAUCAUAAAACUCGUCCAAAUAGUGGCUGUCAUUCAUUAUAACGUAAUCCAUAAAAAUUGUGGUGAAUUGUAUGUCACGAAUGGAGUCAUUGAUUGGCAACUGUUUUCCGUCAAUCGUAUCAUAUCUUCCUAUUUGUACGAAUCGGCCGCUAAUCGCCAGACACUCAAAACCUGUGCUCAGUUUCUCACCCAUCAG
Messenger RNA from Medioppia subpectinata, 1391 nucleotides. NCBI's taxonomy places the organism in Eukaryota, Metazoa, Arthropoda, Arachnida, Sarcoptiformes, Oppiidae. The record is from the annotation of a GenBank genome assembly.